AUUGAAUAGUAGUGUGGCAGCAAGCAUGUAAACUCCUCCUCGGACCCGUCUGCGACAGGAAAAAUUCUGGCAUGCCAAUAAAAUCUCCCAAAGGCUGCCGCCAGGAGACAACUUGCCAAUUGUGACCCCGGGUCCUCCAGCAUGAUGUUGUCCCGCUCCUCCUCCGCCAUCCCAUCCCCGACGGCCCUGCUGAAGUCGAACCCCCUGACUGCCCUGCAUGCGAGCAUGGGUACGGUCGUGACGAGCGAGAUCACACCGCAAGUCUUCGUCGCGGACUGGUUCGUCGCACAGAACUGGGACGCCCUGGCCGCCAUGGGCAUCACGCACGUCGUCAGCGUGUGCGAGAUCCCGCCGAUCGUCAGCAGCAAGAUCGGGCACCUACACGUGUGCAUCGUGGACCUGCCCAUCGCGGAUAUCUCGGAGCACUUCGUGAAAACGACGGCGUUUAUUCAGGACGCGCUCGCGAAGGAGGGCGGGAAGGUGCUGGUUCACUGUCUGGGCGGCCUGAGCCGGAGCAUUUCCGUCGUGUGCGCGUACCUCAUCGCCGCCAAGGGCCUGACCGCCGACGAGGCCAUCGCCUUCACCAAAGACCGCCGUAGCAUCGCGCAUCCCAACGGCGGCUUCCGCGCGCAGCUGCGCGGCUGGGCGCUCAAGCACGGGCUGAAGGACACGGACGACAUCGACGACUACCUGAAGGAGGAGACGCUCGCCGGCGCGGCCGCGUCGCGCCUCGGCCUCUCGAAGCUCCCGAAGCUCCCGGGCUCGGGGCUGCUCCACCGCGGGUCCGUGCGCAAGAUGGUGUCGGACAGUGUGGGGAGGCUGGCGGGGCACGGCGGGAGCGAGUCGGAGGUGCUCAAAGUCGCGCGCGAGAAGGCCCUGGGCCCUGAUUGGGUGGGGUCCACCACGGUCGUCACGCGCACGAGCGUGAAUCCGGAUAACACGGUGAACGUCGACGUCGCGGUGGCUGCUGAGAUUGUCAAAGUCUGAUUAGUGUGUGUAUUAUCAACUUACUUAUCUCCAUGUAUCAAGUACGAGCGCAACCAGUCCAAUUUCGAGAUUGCA
Messenger RNA from Mycena citricolor, 1062 nucleotides. The record is from the annotation of a GenBank genome assembly. Lineage: Eukaryota; Fungi; Basidiomycota; Agaricomycetes; Agaricales; Mycenaceae.